AUGAAUACCCUUCCCAGCGACGAUGUGAGGGCUGCAAGUCAGGCUUCAAGUUCGAGCCCGCCCACCACCGGGCCACAAGGUGCAUCCUUGCAACCUCCUCUGUCCUUGAGUCGGAGGAGAAAGUGGAAGUUGCCCAUCAGGAGGCUGACUGUUGCAAAGAUUGUCCAACCUGUGUCAGAAGACGAAUUCGCUGCGACAGAUCACUCCCCAAAUGCAUCAAAUGCUCGAAGAAAGGAUUGCAGCGCGGCACUCAAGGACUCGACCUCUCCCAAGUCCACCAAAUCCCCCGAACAAAACAUCAAUGUUCGCCCUGCCCUGAUCGUGGAGCCUCUAGCAACCACUUUUCCCGGCUUUCCAGACCCGGCCACCAGAUCGCGACUACUGGAGCAUUAUGACAAACAGAUUGCAGGCUUGAUGGUGUGGAUAGACUCGGAAAGGAACGAAUACCGCCGGCUGGUCCUCCCCUUGGCUGACCAGCAACCCGUGCUUCUCCUCGCCAUCCUAGCCAUCUCUGCCCAGCAUCUCGCUGUUACCACGGGCAAGGAAUUGAGCUUUCCCGCUCGUGCCCGUGAUGCAGCAGUCACCUUGAUAUCAAAACAGAUUCAGCAGGUGACCGGCCAGUUGGCCGCAGGCUUUGACCUGGGCAGCCAGAUAGACCCGGAUACUGCAGUGUGGAUGCUGGCCUCAAUGCUCACUCUGGCUAACUAUGAAAUGACAGAGACGGAGACCGGCGCGGCCGCAGCUGACUCGCACCGUCAAGCUGCCAGGACGUUGGUGAACGCGCUCGCAACAACGAACCGGGAGAACAACGCUCUGUUCCACUUUCUCCGGAACCAGCUUUCCAUAUACGAUAUCUUGGCCUGCACCACCAUUUUCGGACCCUUGAGCACUGUAGAAGUGAUCCUUCCAGCGCCCGAUCAUUCCAACCUGAUCUUUUCCGAAUUCCUGUCCCUCCUACACAAGGUGACAGUAUGGUCACGAGAACGACAUGAGAAGGAGUCUUCUGGAAACUUCAACCCUGCUGACCUCCCAAUAACCUCUACCGAUGCACGAGCGGGGUUCGAGCAGGCCCGAGGGUCGACUUUGAUGGCUGCCGGUCUCCUCGAACUGCCACGAGACGCCAGACGGCGGGACUUUGUGCGCAUCGUCGACAUAUACCACCAUGCUGCCCUUCUUUACACUUACAGAGUUCUUUUCCUUUGCCAGGUGGAACCGCUCGAGGUCAGCGCCUCCACAAUGGUUUUGUUUGAAAGGUUGCAUCAACUUGAAGACACACCGUCAUGCCUGCAAAAUCUCCCGUGGCCUGUGUUCAUUGCCGGCACCGAAUGCUCCGAUGAUCUGGAGCGCCAGGCAUUUGUAGCAAAAAUGUACACAGACAUCGCUCAAGAUAUGGGCUUCAAGUACUAUCUGGGCAUCCUGCGCUUUUUGCAAGAUCUGUGGUCCAACAAGGAAACCACUUGGACCGAGUUGGCGCGCCAUUACGAGGCAAGUGGAAAGAAAAUUGUUGCUGUUUGA
Messenger RNA from Fonsecaea nubica, 1515 nucleotides. RefSeq lists its product as hypothetical. Gene Ontology annotation, cellular component: nucleus. The record is from RefSeq and is a predicted model, not a curated record. Gene Ontology annotation, molecular function: DNA-binding transcription factor activity; transcription cis-regulatory region binding. Gene Ontology annotation, biological process: positive regulation of transcription by RNA polymerase II. NCBI's taxonomy places the organism in Eukaryota, Fungi, Ascomycota, Eurotiomycetes, Chaetothyriales, Herpotrichiellaceae. Bases 1 to 1515 code for a protein of 504 amino acids. The transcript is spliced from 2 exons.